Molecule: messenger RNA, 644 nt
Organism: Sphaeroforma arctica JP610
Lineage: Eukaryota; Ichthyosporea; Ichthyophonida
Exons: 4
Coding region: 9-644 (211 amino acids)
Biological process (GO): DNA alkylation repair; DNA repair
Cellular component (GO): nucleus
Molecular function (GO): dioxygenase activity
Source: RefSeq, a predicted model, not a curated record
CACAGGAGAUGGCGGCGCAUCUGCUAACACUCAUUCGCGACGAUUCCAUCACGUGGACAAGGCACACGCGCGUGGUGUUCAACCGCACCGUAGAAAGCCCCAGGGUUACUAACCUCUACAGGCUUAGCGUGCUGGGUGAAGCCAACGCUUGCACUACUAUAGCACACGCCGAAUUGCAUCUGUACAAUAAGCAGCCCAUCACUGACAUGGAGCGGGAGAAGAAGAUACAGCGUCUGCUGAACACUGCUGCGGCUAUCGUUGGGCAGAAAGUGGAUGCGCUCCAGCGCACUCGUCGACCACCGGAUGUAGAACCACUGCCGCCGUGGAAGCCGACACUUGUGAUCAUCAAUGUGUACCGCAACGGCCAGGACGCCACCGGUCGCCAUAGCGACACUCUCAAUGUGUUGGGACCACGCGCACUGAUUGGUAGUGUGUCGCUGGGCGCAGAACGAUUGUUUACGCUGGACAAAGUGAGCAAGACCACCAAUCAGAACGAGCUCGCCUGGGACGAGUCGACUAAAACCAACGUCAACGAGAAGGUCAGUAGCCUGUACGCACGCACACACGCACACCACAGACACACACCCGCACAUAUACACACCACAGACACACCCGCACACAAGCAGGCACCGGCCUGUCCUUAA